Molecule: messenger RNA, 1218 nt
Organism: Psylliodes chrysocephalus
Lineage: Eukaryota; Metazoa; Arthropoda; Insecta; Coleoptera; Chrysomelidae
Source: the annotation of a GenBank genome assembly
GGAAAAUUAUGGUUAAAUGAACCAGACAUGACUUGGAGGCAGGAAGUGCCGUUGCCGACCAGUCAAGAAUCAAAAAUUGUCCUUCAAACUCGACUAGGUCUUUCUCCAAAAGAAUUGGAAGAAGAAUUACAAGAAGAAUUGCAAGGAGAAUUGCAAGAAGAUUUGCAAGAAGAAUUGCAAGAAGAAUUGCAAGAAGAAUUGCAAGAAGAAUUGCAAGAAUUGCAAGAAGAAUUGCAAGAACAAUUGCAAGAAGAAUUGCAAGAAGAAUUGCAAGAAGAAUUGCAAGAAGAAUUGCAAGAAGAAUUGCAAGAAGAAUUGCAAGAAGAAUUGCAAGAAGAAUUGCAAGAAGAAUUGCAAGAAGAAUUGCAAGAAGAAUUGCAAGAAGAAUUGCAAGAAGAAUUAAGAAUUGCAAGAAGAAUUGCAAGAAGAAUUGCAAGAAGAAUUGCAAGAAGAAUUGCAAGAAGAAUUGCAAGAAGAAUUGCAAGAAGAAUUGUAAGAAGAGUUACAAGAAGAAUUUCAAGAAGAAUUGCAAGAAUAAUUGCAAGAAGAAUUGCAAGAAGAAUUGCAAGAAGAAUUGCAAGAAGAAUUGCAAGAAGAAUUGCAAGAAGAAUUGCAAGAAGAAUUGCAAGAAGAAUUGUAAGAAGAGUUGCAAGAAGAAUUUCAAGAAGAAUUGCAAGAAUAAUUGCAAGAAGAAUUGCAAGAAGAAUUGCAAGAAGAAUUGCAAGAAGAAUUACAAGAAGAAUUGCAAGAAGAAUUGCAAGAAGAAUUGCAAGAAGAAUUGCAAGAAGAAUUGCAAGAAGAAUUGCAAGAAGAAUUGCAAGAAGAAUUGCAAGAAGAAUUGCAAGAAGAAUUGCAAGAAGAAUUGCAAGAAGAAUUGCAAGAAGAAAUGCAAGAAGAAAAGCAAGAAGAAUUGCAAGAAGAAUUGCAAGAAGAAUUGCAAGAAGAAUUACAAGAAGAAUUGCAAGAAGAAUUGCAAGAAGAAUUGCAAGAAAAAUUACAAGAAGAAUUGCAAGAAUAAUUGCUAGAAUAAUUGCAAGAUCAGAAGGGCGGAAGUGCGCAGACGUGCUAGAUGAAUUACGGAAAUUUUACUUGCAAGGAAAAUUGCAUUACUGCAUUACAGAAAACAUUCAUAUACACAUUGGUGUCAACAAUAAGCAAAUAGUAAUUUGUGUAACAAGAGAGGAUAUUAUGGCUAUAUUGCAUAAAGACGAAGUUUAA